CUCCGGUUUUCCUAUUCCCAUCGCCUUUCUCUCCGGAUUGCUUCUCUUGCCCUAUCCCUAUCUAUCCUCCUUCUUCAUCGAUCGCUCACAACAUUAACGUUCGCACCCGAUACCGUAAUCUUGAAUCCAAAGUCAAUUUCUUCGAUUCAACAAGUGAUAUAAAUAUAUAUUAUUAUAUUUGAUUUUCCUCUUUCUCGUCAGAUCUGAAAACACACCCCGAAGAAUCCAAAUCCACAUUCAAUCAAAUCAGGUCAAACAAUGGUAUCCGUCAGAUUGGGAAUGCUCCACUACGUAAUCGACCACGUCUACGGAGCCUUCAUGCACCGCACGAGGAUCACCCCGCCCUUCUUCUCCCGAGGCUGGGGCGGUCCCAAGCUCGAGCUCCUCGAGCGGAUGGCCAAGCAGCUCUUCCCUAUGUACGUCGAAGGUCACAACUGGCCUCCGCCGCUUGUCCGCCCCGUGUGGAGGACCGUCUGGGAAACCAAGACUGCUCGUCUCAGAGAAGGCGUUUUCCAGACUCCCUGCGACGACGAGCUCACCGCUGCGUUGCCCCCCGAGUCUCGCACCGCGAGAGUCGCUUGGCUUGUUCCCAAAAACGUUCCUCCCCAGAAGAUGUCUUGUGUCGUUCAUCUCGCAGGCACAGGAGAUCAUACAUAUGAUAGGAGAUUGCGUUUGGGAGGGCCUUUGGUGAAGCAAAACAUUGCGACUAUGGUGCUGGAAAGCCCUUUAUAUGGCCGAAGGCGUCCGUUUCUACAACGUGGAGCGAGGCUUCUCUGUGUUAGUGAUCUUCUUUUACUUGGGAGGGCAACGAUUGAUGAGUCCCGCAGUCUUCUUCACUGGCUUGACACUGAGGAAGGCUUUGGAAAGAUGGGUGUUUGUGGCCUUAGUAUGGGAGGAGUACAUGCUUCGAUGGUUGGAUCGCUUCAUCCAACACCAGUUGCAACACUUCCUUUCCUGUCUCCGCACUCUGCAGUUGUUGCAUUCUGCGAAGGAAUACUAAAGUAUGGAACGGCCUGGGAGGCACUGAGGGAAGAACUUGCAGCGCAGGAGAUCACGAUGACUCUUGAUGAAGUCAGAGAGAGGAUGAGAACUGUUCUCUCCCUCACAGAUGUCACUCGCUUCCCUAUCCCCAAAAACCCUGAUGCUGUCAUCUUUGUUGCCGCAACUGAUGAUGGAUACAUACCGAAGCACUCUGUGUUGGAGCUUCAAAAGGCGUGGCCUGGUUCAGAAGUGAGGUGGGUUACAGGUGGACACGUCUCCUCCUUUAUUCUGCACAAUGAUGAGUUUCGCAGGGCUAUCGUCGACGGUCUUGAUAGAGUAGAGUGGAAGGAGUCAUGGUGACACCAGAAAGGGAAGGGGUCUUUCAUGUAAAUGUCUUAAAUCUCCUCUUGUUGUUGUAUCAUUUGUUCUUUAUUAAGAAUCACAUUCUUUUUUCG
Molecule: messenger RNA, 1436 nt
Organism: Raphanus sativus (radish)
Lineage: Eukaryota; Viridiplantae; Streptophyta; Magnoliopsida; Brassicales; Brassicaceae
Exons: 5
Coding region: 259-1341 (360 amino acids)
Source: RefSeq, a predicted model, not a curated record